CAUUUUAAUCUCAACUUCCUAGCAUACUUGCCUUAUAAGAGCGCAGGCACAGAAGCACGAGGGCUUGGGCGCUCUUGUGGUGGACACGCCCUCAUACCUUGUACGUCACUGAUACGCACCAACCCCCAACCCUCCGUCCUGCGGCGAAGCAGCAGCAUCACUGGGGCAGACAGAAGGCGAGAGCAUGGGUUUGUUGUCUAUAUUACGUAAAUUGAAGAACGCUCCAGAUCAGGAAGUAAGAAUUCUUCUCCUGGGGUUGGACAAUGCUGGGAAGACUACUCUUCUAAAACAGCUGGCUUCAGAGGACAUCAAUCACAUCACUCCAACGCAGGGAUUUAACAUUAAGAGUGUCCAGUCACAGGGUUUCAAAUUAAAUCUCUGGGACAUUGGGGGCCAGAGAAAGAUCCGGCCUUACUGGAGAAAUUACUUUGAAAACACAGAUGUACUUAUUUACGUAAUUGACAGUGCAGACAGGAAGAGGUUUGAAGAAACGGGGCAGGAAUUAGCUGAAUUGCUAGAUGAGGAAAAGCUCAGUGGUGUUCCAGUCCUCAUUUUUGCUAACAAGCAAGACCUACUAACAGCUGCUCCGGCCACUGAAAUCGCAGAGGGGCUGAACUUGCACACUAUUCGGGACCGCGUGUGGCAGAUUCAGUCUUGUUCUGCUCUCAGUGGGGAAGGUGUCCAGGAUGGAAUGAACUGGGUGUGCAAAAAUAUGAAUGCAAAAGAGAAAUAAGUUUUUACACAACCAAAACUUCUUUGGAUACAAGCUAUUGAAGAACAAAUACACAUGUGACAUAUGGACCAAAGGAAGCAGUACCUUUGCUUGUGUGAAUCUUUUCAAUGUGUUAACUACACAGCUAAAGUACCUAAAAUAGAAUUCUUUCAGAGGUAUCAGGAUCAGAAAUCUAUUAAAUCUACUCUGAUGGAUUUGUAGAAAAAAAAAUUCAAUUAUACUUAACCUCAAAAAUGGAUCUCGGCCAUCUGCAAUACUUCAGUGCGUCUUAGGUCUUUAAAGAGCCUCCCUGGUGACCACUGGAGUCUUAAGAUUUGGAAGAGGGUCCUCUUCUUUAUAUUGGUAGUUAGGACAGACUCAGUGUCGCUUAUUGUUUAUUACUUUUGGUCAGCCUUGAUGUUGUUUUUAAAGCGCUUUAUAAAUAAAUAAAUAAAUAAAUAAUAAUAAUUACACACCGCACACACAAUGUUGAGAUGUGACGGAGUGGAUGAUUUUUUGCAUCACACGCUGGGGUCCCUGGCAUACCCCCCGAGUUUGCACAUUCACGCCUUGUUUAUGUGGGUUUCCACUUUGGGUUCACAUGUUAGAUGUCACAGUCUGUGCUGGACAAAUGUUCUUAUGUUAAAUGCUGGCUAAGUUGGGGACAAAACACUAAAACCAUAGAGCAUUUGAGUCCUCUGAUUGCUUCGUUCUGCACUCGCAUUUCUCAGUAUAUCUAAUGACGACAUUUCCCAUGAUGCCGUGGUCUUCACAAGAAGAGCCCGAUUAAAAACGGCAACAGUAAUAUUCAAGUUCACCUUAGUAAAGAUACUGUAGUGUUGCUAAAAAAAAUUACAAUGAAAAUGUUCUUUUAGCAUUUGGGAUAUUCUGGUCACAUAUUAUUUUCAGAUGACUUUAUUCAUAAGUCUUAUACAUUUUAAAGAUCAAAUUAUGUGCUUCCUUGAAUUUUUUUGGAAACUUCUUUCAAUAAAUUUGGCCUGAAAACUCAAUGGAAAUACUAAAAAGACCCAAUCCUCGAAACUUUGCAAAAUGCUGUAAAUGUUGUGCUUCAUCUUGAAAACUGCAGCGGAAAUGAAAAUUGUCCACGCAAAACUAUGGCAUCUGGCGUCUUGCUUUUCUUUUUUUUAGCAACAGUUCAAAGACGUACAAUUCCGUUGAAUUACGACCCCGAAUUGGCCGAGUUCAGACUGGGUGAGGGUGGCUUGGGGUGGUGGUGUGCCUACGACAAAGUGCUCUUCAGGGUUGGUUCCAGCUUUGUACCCAUUGCUGUCGGUCUGGAUGCCUCAAAGCCCUUGUGCUGAUGGAAUGGAUUCCUAGUCCGUGUUCAUGACUAAGUGUUAGGUGUUUUUUACCUCUUUUUUUGAGAUGUAUUCUAUUCAACAGAUAACGGUAAGUAUGCGGUAUUUGAAACUCUGCUUUGCAGUAGUUGGACAGCUACUUUGAAAAGUAAAUUAUGUCCAGGGUGGCAUGGGGACACAGAGACUGGCACUACUGUCUCACGGCUCUAGUAAAUCCUGCGUUGAACUCUCGCACCCGGUCGUUGUCUGAAUUAGUCUUUGUUCGGGUACGCCAUUGAUUGUCCCCGGGUGAGUGUGUUAGUGGGUCUGGUGCCAUGUAAAGCACCAACUCUCUCCUCGUGCUCCAUACUGCCAGAUUAAAGUCUGGCACCUCAAGAACCUGAGGAGAAUACAGUGAAUUUGAUAAUUGAUAAUCUCAUGUUAAUUAUGUACAGUAAGAGUGUAAAUUCGUCUUAAUUUAAAAUCUGGUGCGGUAACGUUUUCAGUUUGAGUGGGACGUGGAAGUAAACAAAUACAGUAGAUGGUCUAUUCAUGCACUAGCAGUCAGUAGCAAUGAAAUCAGGCGCAGAGUAUUUACUUUUCUCAGUCAAGCAGCACAGACACAUGGCUUUAAAUCAGCUAAAAACUCUGUAUUGUAUACUUUCAUAGUAUUCACAAUCUGUGUUUCAUGAAUGUAUAUCUACUUCAACUUCUCUCGGCUGCUCCUGUUAGGUGUUGCCCACAGCGGGUCAUCUUCUUCCAUAUCGUCCUGUCUUCUGCCAAUUUCUGCCAGCACCCUGUUGGCUAACUGUACUGGUGGCGGCCGUCGUUAAUCUGGGCCUCGACCGAUCCAGUUUGGAAAUUUGUAUCGUUGUCUGCUCUGUAUUUUAUACACAUGUCGUACUGCAUAUGGCAUCAGAAAGAACAGCCAGUCGUGGGAAUCUUCCGUUCUUGCCAUCAUCAACCAACGCACGAGGAAGACUGUUUUUAGAGGGGACGUGAGUGCCGCUCCUCUGUUACCUGCGAAUGGACAAACGUACGUCUGUCAAGACAGCUCAGUCAAGCAAUGGUGGAUUUUAUCACAGGACAUUUUUCAAGAGGUACUGUACCAACUGGUGACUCGUUGUUUUGUUCACACAAGUGUGUGGUUUGCGUUUCGUUACGUUUAUUAUGUCGGGAUUCAUUUUACAAAACCUCCAUCUGACAAAAGCGAGUCACUUGUGCACUGCAAGACUGUUAACCUCUCUGUUCAUAUGAAUUCGUGUGUAGGAAGUAAAACACAAGCACACCUUAGAUGUAUUUCAGUUUCGAUUUUAUUAGCUUAUUCCAACGGUAAGUCACUGUACUAUUAUGUAAAUACUAAUUUCACCAUUUGAUAUGGAAUAAAGCUUCCCAAUGUAAGGCUUUGUGAUAUUAGUCAGUGUUGAUUGCCUUUAAGCCUGAUCUUUUCAAAUAUAUUCAAAUGUACUCAUUCACCAUUUCCUUU
Messenger RNA from Polypterus senegalus (gray bichir), 3496 nucleotides. It is a transcript of the gene arl3b, whose product is annotated as ADP ribosylation factor like GTPase 3b. Gene Ontology annotation, cellular component: microtubule cytoskeleton; cytoplasm. Gene Ontology annotation, biological process: cilium assembly. The transcript has 6 exons. Gene Ontology annotation, molecular function: GTP binding; GTPase activity. The record is from RefSeq and is a predicted model, not a curated record. NCBI's taxonomy places the organism in Eukaryota, Metazoa, Chordata, Cladistia, Polypteriformes, Polypteridae. Bases 185 to 733 code for a protein of 182 amino acids.